Messenger RNA from Microdochium trichocladiopsis, 706 nucleotides. RefSeq lists its product as uncharacterized. The record is from RefSeq and is a predicted model, not a curated record. NCBI's taxonomy places the organism in Eukaryota, Fungi, Ascomycota, Sordariomycetes, Xylariales, Microdochiaceae. The annotation marks the transcript as partial. The transcript has a single exon.
ACCAAAGCCAUUGUUAAAAGACGGCUUCAGUUGACCACAAACCUUGGCGUUGUCUAUUCCACACUGCAAAUCAGUCUACCGUUCUCUACAAGACACACUAAGGAUGAUGCUCGAAAAAGCGACAACUCUUGUUGAGCCUUUAUGGGUUUUCUCAACUUAUGCGUGUGUCUUUGUGUUUCAUGCAUUCAGACGAUCGCUCCCCAUCAGGCGGAAGAACUUCAACGCCUUUCGGCAUCUCACUCUCAUCUGUCACAUUGCCAUUCCAAUUGCGGAACUAUUCAGCUACCAUUUCCGCGCUAUAAACUCCCAGCCGAGCCCAACAGCUUGUGAUCUUACCUUAUGCUUGGCCCAUUCGUUCACCGCACUGCGGCUUGUAUCACGACUAUCCGCAGGGGACAAAGUUAUUGCUCGCCCAAAUUACCAGUCAAUCGCCUUUCUUCGCGCUACUCUCUCUCUCAUCGGCUACGCUCGUGGCGAUAAGUUUUACUAUCGUGCCUCUAUUCGGGUAAUCAAUGGUUUCGUGUACCCGCGGAUUCUGAUAAAGGCGAUGUCGACUUACAAGAUCCUUCCGACGCAGGCUGCUAUCUAUACAGCCUCUAAUUUUACAGCUUCUAUCAUAUCUCUUCAUGAGGCACAAGUGCUCUUUGGACCACAUCUCUUUGUGAUUCUCAUUGGAUUGAAUAUUUUCCUCAACCGAUGGGUCGCA